Cyprinodon tularosa is the source of this 2566-nucleotide messenger RNA. RefSeq names its product cAMP-regulated phosphoprotein, 21 (gene arpp21). The record is from RefSeq and is a predicted model, not a curated record. Bases 296 to 2224 code for a protein of 642 amino acids. Gene Ontology annotation, molecular function: nucleic acid binding. Lineage: Eukaryota; Metazoa; Chordata; Actinopteri; Cyprinodontiformes; Cyprinodontidae. Gene Ontology annotation, cellular component: cytoplasm. The transcript is spliced from 20 exons.
CUCCUGCUUCUCCUCCCCCUGCUCCUCCUGCCUCCACAGAGUCGAGCAAAAGGCUGGGGAGGAGCGACAUACUGCUUCAGUCAUCAGCGGGUAGAGAAGCGGAGGUCUGCGCAGACUGUACCGGCAGAACCCGUCGGUGGAGCGUUAUCUCACGGCUGUUUUCCAUCGACCACUGAAGGAGCCUACAGAGAGGAGGACGUGAUAAUUGCAUUUUUCUCUGCGCCGCAGGAACAUGGGAUAUAUGACCCAAUCAUUCACUCGUAAGGCUCUCCAGUAAACAGUUCCACACAGAAGGAUGACUGAGGCAGUUAUAAAGAGUGCAGAUGUCCUUGUAAAACCCUGUGACACAAAAAGCUGCCCCUCCCCAUCGCCAUGCCUGCCCCCCUGCAGUCAGAAGGGGGGUGAGGAGUGUCACACUGACAUUAAGAUGCUUCAGCAGCAGGAACACUGUAACCAGGUGAUACCAAAGAAAAAAUUCAAGCCUAAAGGAAAGUUAGUACGCAGCAUGGCGAUCAGCGAGGAGUCCUCUGAGUUUGAAGAAACUAAGGAGUCCCUAAAAGCAGACAUCCCAUCUAGCUGCCAUGAAAACAAGAAAACUCCCAGUAAAGAUGAAGAAAGGGAGAAGAGCCCCGAUCCAAAGAAACCAUCACUGUCCAAAGAGUCCAGCGUGGAGUACACAGAUUCAACCGGCAUAGAUCUGGACCAGUUUAUCAAGGACACCCUUAACAGCAACCCCAGAGACCGCCUGACGCUGCUCAAACUGGAGCAGGACAUGACUGAUUUCAUCUACAGCCAUAGUCCUUUUAAAAAGUUCCCUCAGAUGUCGUCCUACCACCGCAUGCUGGUGCAUCGGGUGGCCGCCUACUUUGGGAUGGAGCACAACGUGGACCAGACAGGCAAGUCUGUCAUCGUCAACAGGACCAGCAACACGCGCAUACCAGAUAAGCGCUUUGCAGACAUGGUUCACAAGGACAAGGCCGAAGAGACCCUGCCGUUAAAGAUACUAUUAAAGAGGGACAUCUCAGACGAUCAGGGCCGCCACCACCCUUUACUUGAGAGGCAAAGUAAGUCAAUGGAGGAGAGAGAAGAGGAGUACCAACGGGCACGAGAACGAAUCUUCAACGAAGAGCCACUCUGCACUCAGGAGAGCGUCCAUGCAGAAAGCAGGGACGUGGAGGAGUACAAUCCAUAUGUCGAGACCCAGAGGAAAAGACAGCUCUUCAGGAAAAGCCGUGCAAACUCCAGCUCCAGCUGGACAGGCAGCAGCAAGCAGAGCAGCACUGAGACCGACUAUUGCUAUGGCAACGAGCCCCCACCCUGGAGCAGCACCGAGUCUGAUUCCUCCUUUCAGUGGACGAGUCCAGCUGUGAAACCCCACCAACCUUCCGGCCAGUGCUGGGAUACGCAAAGUUCAGGCUCCAUCUCACUGUACAGACUGCCGUCCUCUUGUCCACACGCUUCCCCUCCUCCUCCCAUCAUCGAGGAGCCCGCUAACAACUACGUCCCAGAGAAAGGGAUCCCACCAGGGAGCAUAUUAGUAAACCCUCUUACUGGGCAGCCUUACCUGAACCCUGAUGGGACCCCUGCUGUGUACAACCCUCCAGACAGUCAGCAGCCAAUCAGGAGCCAGACUCUGCCACCGCAGCAGCAGCAGGUGGUUCAGUACCCGUCUGUCUCUUACACCGCACCCCAGAUGUUGGCCGUCACUCCCACACAGCCAUACCCAGCAGUUGAAGAUCUCUCCACACAGUUUACUCAUGUGACGGUGAGCUGCCCAUCAGCAGGAGACGCUGCACCCAUCUACCCUCCCAGUCAGGGUUACAUCUAUGCAGCUCCUGUCCCUCUGAACCAGCCCAACUACUGCCAACCCACACCUCAGGUGCCUGUGUAUGUUUGCGGCCCGUACCCUACCUCAGCCCAGGCUGGAUUCAGGCCAGUUUCACCCUCCCAACAUGUCCGCAGCUCAGCAGCAGCACAACCAGCAGCAGGUUACCCCUCUGCUGUGAGGGUGCCGCAGUCUUCCCAACCCAUGCUGGGGACUUACACACCAGUUGCCUCCCACCAGUGUAGCAUAGUUCAGGGAGGUGUUUCAGUGCCCUUUCCCCAGAGUAAAGUAGGGAGUGGGGGUGUCGGCGAUGCGGGGUAUUGCUGCGUGGUUCCCCCACCUCCUCAACACAGUAGCUGCACAAACCUCAGACCGACAACCUGGAACGGCCAGUAUUAAUGGAAUGACGAUACCUUGGUUUCUGUUUCAAUUCACUUGCUUUCACAUGUUUUUUUUACGUAAACAUGUUUUGCACCCUGUCACCUUUACCCCCCCUCCCCCCUUUCCUCCUGUCAGUGUGGGUAUGCUUUUCUCACACUCACGAUAUAGUAUCACUCAUAGACAUAUGUUCCACUUACCAAAGCUUAGUAGAAUAUCUAAGAGCUGCUGUACUGAAUGCAUAAUUUAUAUACACAAAUGGAGUUUUAUAUUGGUAUGAAAUUAUAUAUAUAUAAAUAUAUAUUGUGUUUUAAGGAAAUGCACUGUGUGAAAAGAAUAAAGUGCCAUGGUUUGACUGAUGAA